AUGAAUCCUUCCUACCAGCCCAUCAGCAUGCAUCUGACAACAUCAACCUCGCACAGAACUCGCCCGUCGACACAGAUGGUGAACAAGAACUCCCAGGACCGACAAGAUGAGGCUCGUCUGUUGGGAGGCUCAUACUACAAGGACCCUCAAGCCGUCAAGAUAAAGGCCGGCGCAACAAUGCCACCCAAGACAAAGCCAGGGAAGCCAGGGGCCAGUUAUUCUUUCUCGCCAUCAGACAAGAUCACCAGUAAAUUUCGCACAAGUCCACCAGCUCGUGCUCGAACGAAGCCAAAAGAUCAAGCUUCAGGCAUGCGGCGAAACCCAACGCUCCCCGAAGAUCCAUUUGAAGAAUUGAGCCGGCCAAAUAAGAAGCAGCGCCAAGGUGACAGCUCUGGAUUUCGCUCAACCGCCACAGCAGAUGCCACAGUGGAUCAUUCUCGCCAGGGGGCCAUGAGUCGCAGUGUUCAAAACCCCAAGGCGAAACAAAGGUUAAACACUGGACCCCUCCAUUGUGCCGAUGAACAAAAAGAAGCGGAGAAUGAUAUUUCAACCUCACCGAGCCGUCGUCGGACUCAUGUCAACCAGUCCACGGUUGUCAAAGACCCCGAUGAGGAAUUCACUGGCAAAGCUGCGCAACAACGACGAGAUUUACUCAAAAAAGUGGACUCCCAAGCGCCUAAGACCAAUGGCAAACGCAAAAGCACUGAUCACCCAAUUACCAUGGACAGGGUUGAGAUCCCAACAAAGAAGUCCAAGAGGGACACGACUGCUACUUCUUAUUUGAGUCGUUAUAGUUUCAACGGCAGGGAGAGUCCUGACGAGUUACAAGGCGACAUCACCACACAUCCCAGGAAAUCCACGACAGGGAAGUCCGCCAAAACCACACGUUCUCGUCCUUUGAAGAGCGAACCGCAACUCGAACUCGUUACCCAGAAGCGAUCUUCAUCCGACAUUCAACCUACGGUCUUCACUUCGCCACCACAGGGCAAUAAGAAGAACAAGCGCUCAUAUGCAAAACUCCCCAAAAAACCAUUGAAAGCAUCUUAUUAUCUAAUCGAAUCAUUCACCAAACAAUGCAGUGAUGGGAAUUCCAUUCCAAUCUAUGUCACAGAUGAUGGGUUUGAACUUCGCGCAGACUCUCUCGGCUUGGAUCAAACUCUCAAGAUCCCAUCGGAUCGGAUCACCCACCUUUACUACAGUCAUGGGAUGACGCAGACGAAAGUUACAUUGAUGGUGUCGCAAUAUAAAAAUGAUAGUGAUCAAAUAUUUGACCUUGAGUUUUGCAAAAAGGAAGCGUCGGGCAGCAUGGCCUUGUUCCACCAAUUACUCGAUCCACACAAUGUUCCAUUCGAUAAAAAAGAUGAAGUUGAGAUGAAUGCCGAAUUUGCAUCUCAUGCAAAGAAAUCUGAACAUGUGGCUAGCCAGACCCUGAUGUCUCUGCACGGCGAUAACUCUGAUGUUGUUCCCGCCAAACAGAGGCAACGUUGCAAAAUCUCUGGUCAGCUAAGAUUGGCUGAUGGGGAACUUUCCGUUGCAAAAGGGACCAGGAGUGAGCGCAUCAAGAUUCCCGGAAAUGGCACUGGCAAGCCCCGAAACGCCUCUCCAGAUCUUGGUAAAAGCCUGAAGUCAAUAUUGGAUGACCAAAAACUUCAAUCUACCGCCAAAGAUGCCGCAACUGAAUUCGAGAUACCCGUGGAGCCAUUGGAACCCACUGGCCGUGGGACCCGAUCUCGGACAUGUCGCGAAGUGCCCAGGGCGUACCACCGCGCAACGAACGGGUGUGGACCAGCCAAUAAGGAUCAAAUUUCUGGUCUUCUCGAAAAUGACAGUUUCCGUGAACAUUGGAAGCAGCCUUUGGUCUACCCGCCAAAUGGAAAAAAGAAGGCAGAGGUCAAUAUCGAAGACCGUGACCGGCUCCGCGAGGACACAUACCUUAACGAUAACCUCAUUGCUUUCUACAUGCGUUUUCUCCAAGACAAUCUCGAGCGAACGAACCCAGACGCAGCAAAGCGUGUAUACUUCUUCAAUUCUUAUUUCUUCGCAACUCUCAGACCCCAAGGCACUUCUGAAUUCAAUUACAAAGGAGUGGAAAAGUGGACCCGGAACGUGGACCUCUUCGCCUAUGACUACAUUCUAGUGCCUAUCAAUGAACAUCAGCAUUGGUACGUUGCCAUCAUCUGCAACUUGCCUGGCCUGUCAUUGGAAGAUGCGGAGCCGGUAGACUCAGAAGAGUCAGCUCAGACAUCGUCUGAAACCAAGGAAACAGAGACACCACACUCAGUGGAUGUGCAGAAAAUCGACGAAACCCCGGAGCCGGAGUCAGAAUCAGAGUCGGAGAAUUCUGCUAAACCAGCUGUCGAGAGGUAUGCCAAGACAUCUUCCGAACCUUCAAGAGAAAAUCAUGUUCGAAGACACCGUGCUUCUUCAUCGGCAGAGGAGCAAGCGCCUGCAGCCGAUGACACAAAACGACCAGAAAGAAAAGCACACCUUCCCUCUUCCGAUGGAGACUCAGAUGCCGAUGAGAAUCCAACUUUGGGGGCAAACUUGUCAAAGGUAGCGGCUCAACAGCUUGCCCAAGACGAGACUGCGGCUUCUCAGUCAACAAAAAGUUCCGGGAAGAAGAAACGGGCAGGGCCAAAGCUUAGCCCGAACCAGCCAACGAUUAUCACUUUUGACUCCCUUGAUGUCUCCCGUUCCCCGACUAUUAAAGUACUUCGCGACUACAUUUCGGCAGAGGCGAAGGGCAAGCGUGGGAUGCAAAUCAAACCCAACGAUAUCAAGGGGAUGCGGGGCCGGGAAAUUCCCUUGCAACCAAACUUCUCAGACUGCGGACUUUAUCUAUUGGCAUACUUGGAAAAGUUCACACAAAGCCCCGAUUGGUUCAUUGCCAAGGUCCUUCAGCGAGGCAUGGAUUCUGACAUUGAUUGGCCUCCUCUGGGAUCUGGUCUUCUUCGGUACCGCCUGCGAACUUUUCUUGACGAUCUCUACAAAGAGCAAAUCCUCACGACCCAGGGGCGCAAUGAACCGAUUAUGGCAGACCGAUUACCAAUCACUUUCUUGCUUGGUCCACCCAUGCCCCGCCAGAGGAAUAUCCCUACGGAUGAAGCAGUACCGCAGUCGCGACAAGAGGCCCAGCAGGAAGUCGAUCCGUCACGCACUACCCCAAGGGCGGAAUCCACACCCGUGGAAUCUGGGACACCGAAGACCACUGAAGACCACGACCAUGAUUCGGUUGGCGAUCAGCUGCACAUGGCAUCGAUGGGAACCCCCCGAGCUCUAAACUCCAAGAACCCCUCAGCUAGGAAGUCUGAAAGCCACCGGACUUCCACGAAAAAGCGGCCAAUCAUCCAAGUACCCGGUAGCCAAGAGGAGCUGGAUGAUCAUACACCUUCGCCCGCAGAAGCUCGCCGAAAGCGACAGAAUAUGAGGGGCCUAUAA
Messenger RNA from Penicillium salamii, 3438 nucleotides. Lineage: Eukaryota; Fungi; Ascomycota; Eurotiomycetes; Eurotiales; Aspergillaceae. The record is from the annotation of a GenBank genome assembly.